Messenger RNA from Lodderomyces margitis, 2490 nucleotides. RefSeq names its product sulfate permease (gene SUL2). The transcript has a single exon. Lineage: Eukaryota; Fungi; Ascomycota; Pichiomycetes; Serinales; Debaryomycetaceae. Gene Ontology annotation, biological process: transmembrane transport. The record is from RefSeq and is a predicted model, not a curated record. Gene Ontology annotation, cellular component: membrane. Gene Ontology annotation, molecular function: secondary active sulfate transmembrane transporter activity. The coding region runs from base 1 to 2490 and encodes 829 amino acids.
AUGUCUGAUUUCGUUCAUAGAGUGGAAUCUGAGGUAAGAUCAGUAUUGUCGGAGGCCAAAUCCGAUGUCAAUAGAGAACUCCCUACUGAGUACCCACACGUAUACGAAGAUCCACAUGUGGUAAAUCAACCACACGAUUUCGAAGCUGAACAAGAGUAUAAUCUUCACCAUCCUCACUCAAACUACUAUGUACCGGCUUACAAUGAGGAAGAAGUUGCUGUCAAGGAAUGGUUUCAAAAAGUCUUUGCCAACCCGUUGACACUCAUAAAGAAUUACUUGCUUUCGUUAUUUCCCAUCCUACAAUGGAUUUUACAUUACAAUGGUAGGUGGUUGUACGGGGACUUGGUUGCCGGUAUCACUGUUGGUGUUGUCUUGGUCCCUCAAUCUAUGUCGUAUGCCCAAUUGGCUGGGUUGGAACCCCAAUAUGGUUUAUACUCCUCGUUUGUUGGUGUGUUUAUUUACUCCUUUUUCGCCACCUCGAAAGAUGUUUCCAUUGGUCCUGUUGCAGUUAUGUCUCUACAGGUUUCAAAAGUCAUUGCUCAUGUUCAGGACAAGUAUGGCGACCAGUAUGCUGCACCAGAAAUUGCCACCUUUUUAGCUUUGAUUUGUGGUGGUAUUGCCACAGGUAUUGGUGUUUUGAGGUUGGGAUUCAUUUUGGAAUUUAUUUCGAUUCCAGCCGUCAUGGGAUUCAUGACUGGUUCAGCUUUCAACAUUAUCACCGGUCAAGUUCCUGGAUUGAUGGGUUACAACAGUUUAGUUAACACUAGAGACAGUACUUACUUGGUGGUUGUCAACACUUUGAAGCAUUUACCAGACACUAAAGUUGACGCUGCUUUUGGAUUGAUUUGUUUGUUCAUCUUGUAUGUUUGGAAAUUUAGCACCGAUUACGGUCAAAAGAGAUGGCCAAAGUACAAGUUGUACUUUUUCUAUGUUCAGCAAUUGAGAAAUGCCAUUGUUAUUAUUGUUGCUACUGCCAUCUCAUGGGGAAUUAUUCAUCCAUUGAAGGUUAAUUUUGAUGGUCCUUCGCUGAAAUUUAAACCUCCAUUUAGUACCAUUGGUACUGUUCCUAGAGGGCUUAGACACGUUGGUGUUUUCCAUCCUCCUCAAGGUAUCAUUAGCGCUAUGGCUUCGGAAAUCCCCGUGUCAACUGUUAUCUUGUUGUUGGAGCAUAUUGCCAUCUCCAAAUCAUUUGGUAGAAUCAAUGAUUACAAGGUCAUUCCAGAUCAAGAGGUCAUUGCAAUUGGUGUCAACAACUUGAUUGGUACCUUCUUUAGUGCCUACCCUGCUACUGGUUCGUUUUCUAGAUCUGCAUUAAAGGCAAAAUGUGGUGUUAGAACUCCUUUGGCAGGUAUUUUCACCGGUGCUGUUGUCUUGUUGGCCUUGUAUGCUUUGACAUCGGCAUUCUACUAUAUCCCCAAAGCAGUCUUGAGUGCGGUUAUCAUCCAUGCCGUUUCUGAUCUUAUUGCCAACUACAAGAUUACCUGGUCAUUCUGGAAGAUCAGUCCUAUUGAUUGUGGAAUCUUUUUGAUUGCAGUUAUCUUGACCGUUUUUGUCACCAUUGAAGCUGGUAUUUACUUUGCCAUUGCUGCAUCUGUUGUUGUUUUGUUAUUUAGAAUUGCCAUUCCAAACGGGUUGUUUUUGGGAAGAGUACAAGUUGCUGAGCUUGUAAAUCCAAUCAUUGAUGAACUGAACUCAUAUGAUGAUGAAUCAAACUCAAGUGGUUCUUCCGACGUUGAAAUUCACCAAGUGUUUUCAGGGGGUUCAAACUACAGAUCCACUGACGAUAAAGUGAGGAAGAAGUCUGAGGUGGUUGAACGUAGGACAACCACCAAGGAGUUGGAAAAACAAAACCCAAGAAUCAAGUUCCAUACUCGGUGGGUGCCAUUAAACCACAAGAACAUAAAUAGCGACAUCCAAGUUUCUCCACCACCACCAGGUGUCAUUGUUUUCAAACCAGUUGAAUCGUUUGCUUAUCCUAAUGCAUCGCGUCAAAUUGAUAGGGUUUCAGAUGAGGCCAAGAGGAUCACGAGAAGAGCCAAACCUUAUAGCUACACCGAUACUGGAUCUAGGCCGUGGAAUGAUCCUGGCCCAUUGAAGUGGAACUUGCCAUUCUUACGGAAAUACAAUAAGGAAGAGAAGAUUGAAGAGGACACACGUCCAAUUUUGCGUAUAGUGCACUUCGAUUUCUCCACUGUUGCCCAAAUUGAUAUGACUUCGGUGCAAGCUUUAGUCGACUUGAGGAAAGCUUUGAAUACAUAUGCUGAUCGUGAAGUUGAGUUUCACUUUUCGGGUAUUUUGAGUCCUUGGAUCAGGAGGGCAUUGUUGAAUGCCGGAUUUGGUACUUAUGAAGAUGGAUUGACGUCGGCUAACAAUUACGUCAACAUUGCUACGGGCUAUACCGAUAUUGAGAAUGGUGUUGAUGAGGAGUAUGUAGCCGCUGUUGGUACAAACACACCGUUUUUCCAUUUAGAUAUACCAAACUACGAAUAG